AUGCGACUUAAUAUUGAUCUUUUAAAUAAUGCUCCAUCUUAUAUUAACCCAGCAAAAGAAAGAGAACUGGAUUUACGGGGUCAUAAGAUCCCAGCAAUUGAGAAUUUAGGUGUUACCAAAGAUCAAAAUGAUGCUAUUGAUUUUACAGAUAAUGAUAUACGAUUUCUUGGAAAUUUUCCGAAGUUGAUUAGAAUUCGAACGCUUCUUUUAUCUCGUAAUAGAAUUUCCUCUAUUUCAUCUCAGUUGUCGUCAACUGUUCCAAAUUUAAGGACACUUAUUUUAACCUCGAAUUCUAUAUCUGAACUUUCUGAUAUUAGAUGUCUUUCUGGUCUCAGAAAGCUUACGUUUUUGAGUCUUAUGGAUAAUCCUGUUUCACGAAAAGAGAAUUAUCGAUUAUGGGUAGUUUGGAUAUGUUCAAGUCUUCGUGUUCUUGAUUUUUCCAGAGUUCGUCAAUAUGAACGGGAGGCAGCAAAAGUGCUUUUUGGUGUAUCUAUAUCUGAGCCUACUGCAUUAGCAGAAUCUAUCUUAGGGGUUAAGUCUCAUGCAUUUGAUAUUCAUGAAUCAACGGAUGAAGGAAAAGAUAACUUUAAAUUAACUGAUGAUGAAAGAAAACGUAUUCAAGAUGCUAUACGAAAUGCAACGUCAAUGAGUCAAGUCGUAAAAUUAGAGGCAAUGUUAAAUGAAGGUUGGGUACCAUCUAAGUAA
Molecule: messenger RNA, 705 nt
Organism: Pneumocystis murina B123
Lineage: Eukaryota; Fungi; Ascomycota; Pneumocystomycetes; Pneumocystales; Pneumocystaceae
Exons: 4
Coding region: 1-705 (234 amino acids)
Biological process (GO): mRNA splicing, via spliceosome
Cellular component (GO): U2 snRNP
Molecular function (GO): U2 snRNA binding; protein binding
Source: RefSeq, a predicted model, not a curated record